AUGUCCACUGACACCCAGUGCCCCUGCAACCUUCUCUUCCUGCCCCACGAAGGUGCUGUCACCAGCUUUAAUUACCCCGGCUCCAUCCGCCCUGGCCCCUGCGCAGCUGGAGAGCCCCUUGGGCGGGCGCAGGGCCCCUCGCCUGGGCACGCAGCAUUCCUGCAUUCCUCCCCGGGGCCCACCGACCUGUCCUGCCGGUUGCGGGCAGCCUCCGGGCCGACAACCCUGAAGCAGGCCCAGCUCUGUUCACUGCUCCCCCGGCCUCCUGCUGUUUCCCACACGCAGCCGUGGUACAGGGCAGCUCAUCCAACCACCUCCCCAACCGCAGCCUCCAGGGAUGUACACCCUGCCUCAGGGGCUCCGCCUGGGUCCUGGCCGGUGGAGGGCACAGCCGUCAGGGAAGGCCCUCAGCUGCAGGAUGCCGUGCCACGGAGACCAACCAGGCCCUCUAAGGCACUGUGGCCGGCCCAGAUGUCAACAGCUCCAGAAAUUAGGCUGGGACAGAUGGUGCCUGGUGACGCAAGGGGACUGUGGGGGCCACAGGGGACCCUGCUCACCUGGACCUACCGUGGAGGCCAGGGAGGGAGAUGGACUCGAAGGGCGGAAGGGCCCAGAGAAGGCACAUUUGCAGAGCAGCGGCCGCAUUUCCAGAGAUCGGGAGCCCAACAGGAAUCCCGUCUGGCCAUGGGACCACCGCCCCUGGGGCUGGGGGAUGCUGCAGGGGACGGCAGAGGGCAGACAGGCCAGGAAAAGGGGAGGGCAGAGGGCAGACAGGCCAGGAAAAGCGCCUGCAAGUGCCCAAGGAAGGGACCAAGCCCGGGCCCCUGGACCAGAGCGGCCGCCUGGUGGGGCAGGCUGGAAGGGGCCAAGGCCAGCGCCAAGGGGGAGCAGGUGAGGGACCCUGGUGGGCAUCUGUGGGAACAAGGCCACGUUUCUCCCUGCGCACGCUUUAAUCAAGGACAUUCCUGUGGUUCUCGAAAAGUGUCGCACAUUACAUGGGUGUCGUGAGCUGGGCUCCGUGAGAGUGUGCAGGUGGCUCAGGCACCCAGGGGUGGCUGGGGGCAG
Gorilla gorilla gorilla (western lowland gorilla) is the source of this 1065-nucleotide messenger RNA. RefSeq lists its product as uncharacterized. Lineage: Eukaryota; Metazoa; Chordata; Mammalia; Primates; Hominidae. The transcript is spliced from 4 exons. The record is from RefSeq and is a predicted model, not a curated record. Bases 1 to 1008 code for a protein of 335 amino acids.